This is a messenger RNA of Daldinia decipiens, 1365 nucleotides long. Its product is annotated as putative ACC synthase. Gene Ontology annotation, molecular function: pyridoxal phosphate binding; transaminase activity. Lineage: Eukaryota; Fungi; Ascomycota; Sordariomycetes; Xylariales; Hypoxylaceae. Gene Ontology annotation, biological process: biosynthetic process; amino acid metabolic process. The record is from RefSeq and is a predicted model, not a curated record. The annotation marks the transcript as partial. The transcript has 4 exons.
CAACAAUGGUGAGAUUUUCUAUAUCGCUCUAGACACAUAGCAACAUCUUUUUGAAAGCCUUAUAUGCAAUGGAAGAUUAUGGACUUUCAGCGCGAGGUACAGCAAAUGUUGCGGCCAUAUUUCCAAAAAUCAGCAACGCCAUUGCGGAGCGCGAGGAAACCCCUUACAUCGACAUGGGAACAUCUGAAAAUUGGCUUCUCCGAAAUGAGCUUGUGCAGUUUUACAAGAGGGCCGUGGGAGACAGUUUCUCUGCUAGGCACCUAUCGUACUCUACCGGAUUUGCAGGUGAUCCAGACCUAUUGGAGGCACUAGCACAAUUCUUCAACACUUACUUCAAGCCGUGCAUUCCCGUACAAAAAGAGGACCUUGCGACCGCCCCUGGCGCGGCCUAUUCGCUGGACGGCUUGCUUUACAACAUCUGUGAACCGGGAGACGGUUUAUUGAUACCGACUCCCUGUUGGAACGGCUUUGACUGGCUACUUAAUGUUAGGUCUGGGGUCCAACCGGUCUUCACCCCACUGGAAAGCUUCGACGAUGCCUUCGCUCCAAAGUUGGUACAAAUAUUGGAAAAAUCCAUUUAUGAAUCUCCCCACCCAGUCAAAGGAUUACUCCUUACGAACCCGCACAAUCCGUUUGGCAAGUGCUACCCAAAGAGCCUCAUUAUAGAAAUCCUGAGAUUCUGUAGCAAACACAGGAUACAUUUUAUUUCGGAUGAAAUAUAUGCCCUGUCUCGAUUUUCGAGUCCGGAUAUACUUACCCCAGAACCGUUUGUAUCGGCAUUACAGCUGGAUGUGGCAGCUUUGGGCUGUGACCUGUCACUUGUUCAUACGAUUUGGAGCGUAAGCAAAGACCUGGGUUCUAGUGGUCUUCGAAUGGGAUGCUGCAUCAGCCAACGAAACAAGCCUCUCGUAACCGGGUUGGCAUUGGUCUCAAAUACUCAGCUGUCAUCCCUAACAGCUAUUGCAGUUACCCAUCUUCUAACAUCACAGGAGCUUCCAGGCCUCUUAGCACUGAAUUCUCAACGCCUAGCCGAUGCAUAUGCAAAGGUGACCUCGAUGUUGAAAAGGCGCGGCAUCCAGUACAUCCCAGCGAACAUGGGCCCAUUCCUGUUCGCAAGGCUAGCCUGUUAUGCUAGUCAGGACGAUGAGGAAGCAGAGUUUGUUAUAAGGUGCAAAGCUGCCGGGGUUAAUAUCUCUGCAGGAAAAGGAUACCAUGUUCCUGAGGGCGAGAAAGGCUGGGCGAGAAUCAACUUCGCACUUCAAGAAGAUCAGCUAGCUGAAGGGCUCCAGAGACUUGCUGUUGUACUAGAUCAUUCAUUGAAAACUCAUGGGAGAGAGACAAAUGUGCUUCUAGGAUGAAAUAUAC